AUGUCCGAGGUUGCAGCGGAAUCGGAGUCCGCAGUCACAACGGUCAUUGUUGAUCAGGCAUCAGCAGUCGACUUGAGACGCCUUGAUCAGGAGAGCGUUCCACAAGUGCGGCACGACGAAAGCGAAUUGGAUGCGGUACCUCUGACAACACCGGAAGACUCGUCACAGGCUGCUCACGCCAGCGAGACCGCGGCGGCCACUGAUGAGAUGGUACUUGGAACUGCUGAAGCUCAGACGUCAAUGCCAUCGCUCGACCAUGCUGAGCCGCAAGUAGAUGCAGAUGCAGCAACCCAGUCACAUCCGACAGCCGACGAAGACGAUGCAGACUUUGUGCCACCCGACAUGGAACACAUAGUCACCACUGGAGCAGCUCAAGAUGGCGCAUCAUCGAUGCAGGCGCUUCGCGAGCUUGUCGCACAAGCUCGAGCGUCGUCAGGACAACCACGUGAAGCCCUACCGCCAGGCUUUGGAGACGACGAAACCGACGCGAGCACCUCCAAACCGACUCAGUCGCAUCGUGGCGAGAAGCGCAAGGCUGAAGACGAGCUUGAGCAGCUCGUACAAGCAAGCGCUGGCAUUGAAGAGGUCAAAGCAGCUGCCGAGCAGAGUCAGCACCCAGAGACAAAGACGCUGCUGCAGAAAGCCCUUUCUUCUAUAUCAGGCCUCGUUUCCCGGCGCCCUAAAGCAGAGUCAUCUACAGCAAGCUUAGAUUCGACACUGGCCGACAAGAAUGGUGACGAGCCGCUAGCAAGAAACGGGGCUGGCUCUGACGAUGACAAUGAUUCUAGCUCCGACUCAGGAUCGUCCAGCUCCGACUCCUCUGACGAUGAGGAAGAAGACGAACCAACACAAUCUGGUCUCGCUGCCGCAGGCGACGAUGACGAUGAUGAUGAAGGAGGUGGCACAAGCAUAGCGCCGGUCACCAAAAACGAGAUCCUUGCUCCGGAGGUCGAGCAGCCAUCAAUAAGGGAAGUCACGGCAGCGGAAAAGCAAACGCUACGGAAGCUUGGAAAGGUGCAUUCUAUCGUCGACAGCGUAGUCGUGGUGGAGCAGGACGUCCAGCAAUCCAAUCAAGCCGAUCCUGCAUCCGCCAACACUGGAUCCGUCCCCGUCGACAGCACGGGCCGUCAAGGCGAGCGCCAAGGCGAAUACAGUGUCUUGGAUACAGGAAGCUUGCUCUGUUUCGAAGAUGGUAAGGUGCUUGGUCUCGUCUUCGAGACGUUCGGAUCCAUCCACAACCCCAUGUACUCGAUCAGAUUUGCUUCCGCCGCGUCAAUUGAUCGCGACAUGAUCAGCGCCGGCAAAGUUGUCUUUUAUCUGCCCAAGCAAAGCACAUACGUGCUCACCCAGCUGCUUCGAUCCAUGAAGGGCAGCGAUGCAAGCAACAUCUGGGACGAAGAAGUGGCCGAGGACGAGAUCGAUUAUUCGGACGACGAACAGGAAGCCGAGGCCAAGCGUCGUGCAAAGGCAAUUCGUUCCGGCAAAGUUGAUGAUCAGGGCAACCCUCUUCCUGCCCCAUCCGCACGCGGCAACAAACGUCAGAAGCAACAGCAGGGUGCAGUUCAAAGCUCUCAACCUCCUUACCGAAACUCUGCGAACGGACUCGCCAAUCAGGCACCUGGUCAACAAAGCUCGCAGUCACGAUCGGCCAGCAACGCGCCAGCAUCUUUGCCAAGGGGUGGAGCAGGCCUGCCUCUGCCACCCAACCCCGUUGGAUCUGCGUCGCUGGCACCCGCCUUCCCGCAUGGAAUCGCAUCUCUGCCACCGAGACCCGCAGCGGGACUCCCCUCCAAACCCACCUUCUCGUCUGAAGCGCCGAGGGGGAGCAACUCGAAUGACCCGCAUUCGCCAGCUGCAUCUAGAUCGAGGACGGGCACCGCAGAAGGCAGCUCGAACGGUCUCACGCACAGCAGGAUGAGCAGCGCAUCAGCCAGCGGUCUGCCCGCCAAGCCUGUCGACGCAGUCGCAGCGGCAGCAUCAUCCACAACAACAUACCGAGCGGCAGCAGGCGUCACCGGUGCGUCGUCACCGCCAAACGCUUCGCGCGGAGCAUCAAUGAGGGUUGCUCCGCCGGUGCCAUCAUCGGCUUAUCCCGGUCAGGGUUCGCCUAGUUACUACGGUGGAACCGGUUCCGUUCCCUCGAGCAUGCCUGCUUCGCCAGCUGCGCCCUCUCGGAACGCCUCGACGCAUAUUCCCACAUACAACUCCGGAGCUGGAGCGCCGGUUGCAGCGCAGGGCGGCGGCCACUACAACCCAGCGUACGCGGCUCAUUGGCAGCAUUCGUAUGGUGCUGCAACGUCGUCACCGCAGCACGGAAACCAUGCUGCUGGCGGGCCUGCUUGGAACCGAUCGCAGCCGUAUCAAGCACCACCUUUGCAUAUGGCACCAGGAACGAUGAGCCAGCAGCCGUAUGGAGGCUACGGAGGAGCUCACGGCGGCUACGGUACUUCGUCUGGGGCUUCGAGCGGCACAUGGUCCGCACAGAGCUAUCCCGGGUCGCACUAUCCCGGCUACACUGAUCGACAAUAUCACGCUUCGGCUACGAACGCUGCUGGCGCUGCUGGUGGCGCUGCUGGACAUGGCAGCCGCCAACAACAUGCUCCGCCCUACCAAAGCUACAACUACGGUGCUUACCCGAGCCAAGGCGCCAGCGCCGAUCCCUACAACGGAUACACGUACACCCCUCCGAGCGCACAGGCAGCGGCGACGACGAGCGCUGCUGCCGCUCAAGCAGCUCAAGACAGCUAUGAUCCUCGAAGUCCUUCAAUGAGCGGGAGUGGCAACGGUCAGAAGCAACAUGCGACGGAUCCAUCUCAGGGACAAUGA
Messenger RNA from Pseudozyma hubeiensis SY62, 2826 nucleotides. RefSeq lists its product as hypothetical. Gene Ontology annotation, molecular function: RNA binding. The record is from RefSeq and is a predicted model, not a curated record. Lineage: Eukaryota; Fungi; Basidiomycota; Ustilaginomycetes; Ustilaginales; Ustilaginaceae. The coding region runs from base 1 to 2826 and encodes 941 amino acids. The transcript has a single exon. Gene Ontology annotation, biological process: pseudouridine synthesis; box H/ACA snoRNP assembly; ribosome biogenesis. Gene Ontology annotation, cellular component: sno(s)RNA-containing ribonucleoprotein complex.